AUGCCGCGCCCUAGCAAAAAAGCCGCGAAACCUCCUUCCGAGUCUGGCUCCGAAGAUGACCACGACGAACAUGACCUCUCCGAUAUCGAAGAGCCCCCCACCAUCGACCCUUACGAGGUCCUGAGUCUCGAGCGCGAUGCGACUGCUGAUCAUAUCAAGACCGCGUAUCGGAAGGCUGCUUUGAGGAAUCAUCCUGACAAAGUCCCCCCCUCCGAGAAAGACUCCGCCACCCAAAAAUUCCAAAAAAUCGCCCUCGCCUACGCAAUCCUCUCCUCCCCCACCCGGCGCCAACUCUACGACACAACAGGCUCAACCUCCGAAACCCUCUCUCAAGACGAUGACUUCAACUGGGCCGAAUACUACGCCUCCUGCUUCGCCGACUCCAUCUCCGAAGCCACCAUCGAGGCUUUCGCCAAGACCUACAAAAACUCUGACGAAGAACGAGCAGAUGUUUUGUCUGCUUACACCGAGUUUGAGGGCGACAUGGAUGGGGUAUAUGAGACUGUCAUGUUGAGCGAUGUCCUGGAAGACGACGAGAGGUUCAGGACUUGGAUCGAUGAAGCGAUUGAGAAAGGCGAAGUGGAGGAGUAUGAGAAGUAUACGAAGGAGACGAAGAAGAAGAGGGCUGCAAGGGUGAAAGCUGCGAGGGGCGAGGCGAAAGAGGCGGAGGAGUUGGCUAAGGAGUUGGGAGUUUAUGAUAAGCUUAAGGGUAACGGCAAGGGUGGUGCCAAGGGAGGCAAAGGCAAGAAAGAUAACGGCGAAGAUGCUCUGGCUGCGUUGAUACUGGCUAGGCAGCAGAGUAGGGGGAACAUGUUUGACAAAUUGGCGGAGAAGUAUGGGGCUAAGCCGAAGGCGACGAAGGGGAAGGGAGGCAAGAGGAAGGCGGAGGAGGACCUGGAGCCGCCCGAGAUUGAUGAGGAGGAGUUUCAGAGGAUACAGGCUGGGUUGGGGAAGGGCGGUUCUGGCUCUUCAAGUGGUGAUAGGGCGAAGAAGGGGAAAAAGAGGAAGGCUUAA
Messenger RNA from Sordaria macrospora k-hell, 1014 nucleotides. RefSeq lists its product as uncharacterized. NCBI's taxonomy places the organism in Eukaryota, Fungi, Ascomycota, Sordariomycetes, Sordariales, Sordariaceae. Gene Ontology annotation, molecular function: heat shock protein binding. The record is from RefSeq and is a predicted model, not a curated record. Gene Ontology annotation, cellular component: nucleus; cytoplasm.